AUGGGGAAGAUAAACAACUUUUGGGAACUAAAUAUUCGUCAAAGCAGAGAAGGAAUUUUGAUCAAUAAAGAGAAGUAUACAAGAAAUCUACUUGAAAAGUUUGGGAUGACAAAUAAUUCAAAGUUACGAGUACCGAUGGCUAUUGUAACAAGACUAAGUCCAUCUUUGGAUAAACCAAUUGUUGAUUUCACAUUGUACCAAUUGAAUCCUAGAGAACCUCAUCUUACUGCUAUGAAGAAUAUUUUUUGCUAUCUCAAAGGCACUGUUUCGUUAGGAUUAUCGUAUCCUUCAAAAACAAGGUUUUUUAUUCAAGCAUUCUCAAAUGUUGAUCUUGGUGGGUGUCAACUUGAUCGAAAAAGCAUAAGUGGUGGAUGUUAA
This is a messenger RNA of Lactuca sativa (garden lettuce), 378 nucleotides long. The record is from RefSeq and is a predicted model, not a curated record. NCBI's taxonomy places the organism in Eukaryota, Viridiplantae, Streptophyta, Magnoliopsida, Asterales, Asteraceae.